Molecule: messenger RNA, 1918 nt
Organism: Apis laboriosa (Himalayan honeybee)
Lineage: Eukaryota; Metazoa; Arthropoda; Insecta; Hymenoptera; Apidae
Product: protein brown-like
Exons: 11
Coding region: 71-1900 (609 amino acids)
Cellular component (GO): plasma membrane
Molecular function (GO): ATP binding; ABC-type transporter activity; ATP hydrolysis activity
Source: RefSeq, a predicted model, not a curated record
UAUUCAUAUUAUGAUUUUUCAUGAAACAAAAUAGUAUAAAAAUAAUAUAUUUUUAUAAUCUUCGUACACAAUGAUUACUGAAAAAUUGGAAGAUGCUGGAGAUACGAUCAUUUGGAAUAAUUUGACAGUGACUGUUCGUCAAAAACGAGAUUUUUUCACAACUAUUUAUAAAAAAUUCCAAAAAAGAGAGUACGAAGAAACUUUGACUAUUUUGAAAGGAGUGUCUGGUUAUGCUAUGACGGGGAAUCUGAUUGCUAUAAUGGGAUCAAGUGGUGCUGGAAAGACGACAUUUUUGGCCACUCUAGCAGGAAGAAUCAAAUCAACAACUGGUUCGGUAACAAUAAAUGGUCAAAUCAUUUCACGGACAAUUAUGUCUGUAAUGUCUAGUUAUCUACCUCAAUUCGAUGCUCUGCCAACUUCACUUACCGUGGAAGAACAUUUAUUAUUCUCGUGCGCUUUGAAGAUGGAUAUUAGCAAAGUACAAAGGAAAUUCUUGUCGAUGAAAUUAUUAAUGGAAUUGAACCUGAUCGAUUGCAAAGAUGUGUUGAUAUCGAAUUUGUCUGGUGGACAGAGGAAACGAGUUUCCUUGGCCAGCGAGAUAAUUAGUAGGCCAAAGAUACUAUUUCUCGACGAGCCGACCACGGGCUUAGAUAGAUUUUCUGCAAUGCAAGUGGUUAAUGCAUUGAGAGUUAUAAGUUUGAAAUCUACAGUAUUUUGUACGAUUCAUCAACCAGGAAUGGAUAUAUAUAAUAUUUUUACUCAUGUCUUAUUGUUAUCUGAUGGAAAAACAGGUUAUUUUGGAUCUUUAAAAGAUGCUACAAAAUUUUUCUUAAGUUUAGAUUACGAAUGUCCAGUUGGCUUCGACGAAUCCGAAUACUACGUAAAACUCUUAUCUCGAAGAAACCCCAUAACGUACGCGACAAAUCCCAACCCUGAGGACACUGGACCCAGUGAACUUAUCGAUAAGAUAUGUCGAGCAUUCUCACGAUCUUCUCUCUCGAGAAUUCCUGAAAUCAAAAACACGAGAUACUUUGAAAUCGAGCCACAGAGAAAAUCUGGAUAUAUGACACAAUUCUUUUGGUUAAUGUGGAGAAUAUGGAUUCAGAAUCGAAGGACGAUCUUCGAGGGAUGGAUUUCAUGGUUUUCUUAUUUCCUUUCCAUGGCGGCUGUAGCCACUUUUUACAUGAGUAUUAAUCCAAGGACGCAAGAGGGUGUGCAAAACGCAAGGGGCGCUUUGUACAUGAUGAGCUCUGAAAUUUCGUUCACGGUCGCCUAUUCCGUGAUUUACGAAUUCCCUGGCCAGCUUCUGAUUUAUUUGCGAGAGGAUGGUAUUUAUAGUUGUGGGCCCUAUUAUGUCGCCACAUUUUGCGGAUUGGUACCAAAAGCUACAUUGAAGGCUGUUAUGUUUACAACAGUUAUAUAUUUUAUUUUAAUAAGUCAAAUAGACUUGUUGAACUUUUUAUUCUACUGUCUAAUUACAUCGACAGCUGCGAUUUGUGGUACAGCAUAUGGUUUAAUGUUUUCCAUUAUGAUUGAGAAUAUCGAUGUCGCUACAUCAAUCAUGGUACCUAUUGACAUGUUAUUUUUACUAACUUCUGGGAUGUUUUAUAAUCUCAGGUCGCUGCCUACGUAUCUGACGUGUUUUAAAUAUUUCUCGAUAUUCUUUUACCUGAACGAAGCUCUUUCCAUAAUUUAUUGGUCACGAAUAGACGACAUCGACUGCCAAGUAUCUAGCGACUUUCCUUGUUUAAAAAAUGGAAAACAAGUGUUAUCGGAAUAUGGAUUCAAGGAGAACAAUCUUAUUUGGGAUAUGAGCGGGCUCUUGACUUUAACAAUUGCAAUGAAUAUUAUUGGAUAUUUCGGUCUACGAAGGAGGAGAAAAAUUCAAACAAUAUUAUAAAUAACAAUAAUACAAUUA